Messenger RNA from Akanthomyces muscarius, 429 nucleotides. RefSeq lists its product as uncharacterized. Bases 1 to 429 code for a protein of 142 amino acids. Lineage: Eukaryota; Fungi; Ascomycota; Sordariomycetes; Hypocreales; Cordycipitaceae. The transcript has 2 exons. The record is from RefSeq and is a predicted model, not a curated record.
AUGCGUUUCUCAACCAUUUUUCAGGCGUCUCUGCUCGCGGCCUCGACCCAGGCCUCUCUUGUGGAUAUCAAGGUGCCCAAGGCUGUCCGCAAGGGCGAGUCGUUUGCUGCCUUUGUCCAUGUGCAGAGCGGCAUGAGCAGCGGCGAGGUGGCGUACAUCUGGGGUGAAAUUGCCAACAACCUCAACAGCCCCGAUGAUUCAAUGGGCCAAAUUUUGACCGUGACGGACGCGAAGACUCUGCAACUGGGCGUGAACCAGGUCAGAAUACCCGGCCUGUUCAUGUUCAACAAUGGCGAGGUCACACUCAAAGUUCGAGUCAUUACGUAUGCGGGCGUAGCAGGCACUCUUGACCAUUUCAUCUGCCAGACGAACAUUAAGCAAGGCGAUCGGGCUAGCGGCGACUUUGUGACUUUGGAUUGUAAGCGAUAG